AGAAGGUGAGCUGGACAAAAAGGUAUAAAAAGGUCCUUGUCUACCAUCUUCAACCCUCUCUUUCAUCACUAUUCCAUCAUCAUUUCUAUCCACUCCAAGCCACAGUCACUUGUCUAGGACAUCACGCUCCACUCAUACCAAUACUUCCUUGAAUUCCUCUACCUCCUUACCACACUCUUCACCAUGUCUGCCGAUCUGAAGCCCCUCCGCAUCGUCAUGGCCUGCGAUGAGGCCGGCCAGCCCUACAAGGAGACCCUGAAGGCUGCUCUUGAGAAGAACCCUCUGGUUGAGUCCAUCCAAGACGUGGGCGUCAACUCCACCUCCGACAAGACUGCUUACCCUCACCCGGCUGUCGCUGGUGCCAAACUCAUCAAGGAGGGCAAGGCAGACCGUGGUCUCUUCAUCUGCGGUACUGGUCUCGGUGUCGCUAUCUCCGCCAACAAGGUGCCCGGCAUUCGCGCCGUGACAGCACACGACUCCUUCUCCGUCGAGCGCUCCAUCCUCAGCAACGACGCUCAGGUGCUCUGCUUUGGCCAGCGGGUCAUUGGCAUUGAGCUUGCGAAGAAGCUCGCCAACGAGUGGGUGACCUACCGCUUCGACCCCAAGAGUGCCUCCGCCGCCAAGGUGCAGGCCAUCUCCGACUACGAGAAGGAACUCGCUGGUACUGCUUAAUUUGGAUCUGUCUGUCAGUCAGUCAACCCAGUCAAUCCAUCAGUACUACGAUGUUCCUUGUCCGUGCGGCAUGACAUGAGCACCAGCCACACCGAAGUGGCAGCGGCAGCGCCAUAAUCUCCGGCGUGUUACUAUAAACUAUAGCUUCCUUUCACCACUUAUUUUCG
This is a messenger RNA of Aspergillus vadensis CBS 113365, 839 nucleotides long. RefSeq names its product RpiB/LacA/LacB family sugar-phosphate isomerase. NCBI's taxonomy places the organism in Eukaryota, Fungi, Ascomycota, Eurotiomycetes, Eurotiales, Aspergillaceae. Gene Ontology annotation, biological process: carbohydrate metabolic process. The record is from RefSeq and is a predicted model, not a curated record. Gene Ontology annotation, molecular function: isomerase activity. The transcript has a single exon. The coding region runs from base 184 to 672 and encodes 162 amino acids. Gene Ontology annotation, cellular component: intracellular anatomical structure.